AUGGCUCCUCCUUCACGGCGGAACUUGCACCAUUCUAAUCUUCGCUCGAUCAAGCUCCGGAAACCUGUGGCUAUGGCAGCUUCAGGUACGCCCGUCAAGCGUUCCACAUCCGUCGAUCAGCACAAUAUCAAGCGACUAAAGCAGUAUCACCACCAUCACCGUCUGCAUGAGCCUGUCACCCUCCCGUCCUCCGAGCCAGCUGUGCAAGAUGAGGCUCACGUCGACCAAUUGAUGAACCGUGCCAUUGGAAUAACCCUGAAAGAUGCCGGAUACGAUCUAGCUGAGCCAAUUGCUCUGUCGAGCUUCCGCAGCGCGACGGAAGAGUACAUGUUACGACUUUCUACAUUUGCCCGGCAAUCUAUGCUAUCAUCCCGACGAACGCAGCCUAUUCCACAAGACUUUGAACACGCCCUCACCCGUUUCCGCCUUACACCCGAUGACCUUCUCCCUACCCUCAAAUCGUCUCGAUCUUCUAUACCCGCACCGCCAUUAUUGUCCUCUCCGGAGACAGAGGACGUGCUUCCACCAAGUCUGCCUUUUCUUACAGCGCUCAGCAGCGAGGAUGAUCGCGCAAACCGCUCUUACAUCCCGAAACAUUUCCCCAGCUUCCCCAGCAAGCACACCUACUCUGCCACAGCGGUAUUCGUUGAACGAGAUGGCGACCAACGCAAGAUUCGAGAACGCGCCGCAGAAGAUGGACGACAUGGAGAGGAGGCACUGCGCAAAUUGGCGAGCGCCGCAUUCCGCGACAACCAGACAGGCUCUACGGGCCAUCACAAGAAACUCUGGGGUCGCAGAACGGAUAGCAUGGAAACUAUGUUUGAGAAGACCGCCAAGGCUCUCACUAAGAAGCUCAACAAGGAUCCUCAUACUACGUCUGCGGCAGCAGCUUUGAUCGACUCGGCCAUGGAAAUCGACUCUGGAAACCCGGACGCCGACAAAGCCCGGGCCAAGCUGUUAUGGAACAUGGAGAUGGGACCGAUUGUCAACUGCGAACGGGACCUCUGGCGUCGGACCGCGUCGAAUACGCGCCGGGGGGAGGAAAAUGACCAAAAGCCUUCCGCGAGUGCAGAACCACCCGAGGUCAUGACUGGCGUGUAA
Molecule: messenger RNA, 1101 nt
Organism: Penicillium antarcticum
Lineage: Eukaryota; Fungi; Ascomycota; Eurotiomycetes; Eurotiales; Aspergillaceae
Product: TBP-associated factor 8 family protein
Exons: 2
Coding region: 1-1101 (366 amino acids)
Biological process (GO): transcription initiation at RNA polymerase II promoter
Cellular component (GO): transcription factor TFIID complex
Molecular function (GO): protein heterodimerization activity
Source: RefSeq, a predicted model, not a curated record